GGCAUCGGACCAGUUGUGGGCCAGUUCAGGUAAGUGAUGUGAUAAACAUAGACACUCGCCCUUGUUCUAUCUGUCAAAUUUUACUAACAUCAUCAGCGCCAGAAAGGCCAAUUAAAAUUUAAAAGCGUCGUUUGUGAGAAAACAGCUCGAAGCCCGUCAUUAGGCGUUCUUUUCGUAAACGCGCCAAAGUUAUUUAUUCUUAAAUAGCGGAGAGGGCAACUCCGUUGCCUGGGUUAAAAACUCGUCUCUAGCGUGAAAAACUGUGUUACUCAGAAUUCACUCAAGCGUGGUAAUUAUUCCAAAGCCACGUGGCAUGUGGGCCAGCCCCCGUUUCUUCUUUCGGCCAAUCAGCGUCCAGCGUUUGCCGGUAUCUUUAGUGACAUGUGACUAGACCCGGCUGGUUUUCUGCUCCCACUCACACUUACUCAAGAACAACAUUUCAUUGAUUCGUUCCCUGUGCAAGGGAAAACAUGGGCUCUCCCGAGCAUUUGGUGUGUUUUCACUGCACUGUCACAAGAUUGCCGUCAGGGGAAUCGGACGCCGAAGAGGAAACCAUCUCAGGGAUUUCGUGGGUUGUCCUCGACGUGAAAUCCAAUCAGCUUGGUUCCGUGCAUAGAUGUGUUGUGAAUUCGGGCCUGUCUGGAGCGAACGAAGCGUUAAAACAACCCACCAACAAAUCGCUUGUGACCAGUGAAGCUCAACAACUCGGGGACGCGUUAGAAAAGUUUGACAACUUUGUUGAGAAGACAGUGACAUGUUCUGGGGAAAGAUGGAAUCUUGUGACAGAUGGACAGUUGCCAUUAAGACAUUACCUCCAUUUGGAAGCUAGUAGAAAGAAAACUAAGUUGUCUCAACAUUUUUACAGCUUUUAUGAUCUCAGGAAAGAAGUCAGAAAGGCAUUAAAGCAUGAUUCUGACUUUAGAAGCCUUGAAGAAGUGGCCUCACACUGUCAAAUUGAUGCUAAUAACAACAGUCCAGCUGGUCUGGAACACUGUAAACUCAUGGCAAGUGUGGUUCAGUUUCUUGUUACAGAAGGUCACAAAUUCAAGGAUCCAGAAAAGAUCAGUUCCAAGUACGAGCCGGGAGCAUGGUACGGUGCUUCUUUUCGAACAAAAAAUCUUGGGCUCGUACUUGAUGAUACAAUUGUGAGAGCAAGGGGGCUUCCAUGGCAAGCAUCUGAUCAGGAUGUUGCAAAUUUCUUUAAAGGACUAAAUAUCUUAAGAGGUGGGAUAGCAUUUUGUUUAAAUGCCCAAGGAAGAAGAAAUGGUGAAGCAUUCAUCAGGUUUGAGAAAGGGGAACACAGAGAAUUUGCUUUGAAAAGACACAAACAUCACCUUGGUACAAGAUACAUAGAGGUUUACAGAGCAACUGCACAAGAUUUCCUAAAGAUAGUGAAAGGUCCAGUUGACGUCACCCAGAUUGCUGCUAACUUUGUAUCAAACAAAGCUGAUGUGAUAAUUAGAAUGAGAGGACUUCCAUUCAACUCAAAAGAGACUGAUGUGAUUGAAUUUUUUGAGGAUGCACCAGUAUUCAAAAGUGACGAAGGAAUCCUCAUUGUUAGGAAUAACUUUGGAAAGGCUACAGGAGAUGCAUUUGUUCUUUUUGAGACAGAGGAACAUGGCCAUGCAGCAUUGAAGAAGCACAGAUGCAUGCUUGGCUCUCGUUAUGUUGAGCUGUUCCGCAGUUCACAAAGUGAGGUUCAGCAAGUUCUGAACUCUUACAACAAUCUCAUGCAUAAUUUUCCACCAAUCAUGUUUCCACCCUUGCCACAUCAUCCUCCGUUUCACCCUCCCUUCUUAAUUCCUGGGCUGGGCAUAAAUGGAAUGAACACCAAAGACUGUCUGCGCUUACGAGGGCUGCCAUUCUCUGCAACAGUACAAGAUGUAUUAGACUUCCUAAAAGAACACGCUGCAUUUGUAGUUCCUGGUGGAGUUCACAUGGUGUACAACACUCAGGGUCGCCCCUCUGGAGAUGCAUAUGUCCAGUUAGUAUCAUCUGAAUGUGCAAAAUCUGCCACCACAGACCUGCACAGGCAACACAUGGGAGAGCGAUACAUUGAAGUAUUUCCCUGCUCAGGAGUAGAUAUUGCUGCUAUUAUAACCAGCAGUACAAUGAAUCAAAACAAGAUGACGUCACUCAAUAACACUCCAUACAGCCCUCCAAGUUCAUACCCAGUGACCAGUGGUGUAGUCACCAGCCCUAAUGGAACACAUAUGAAUGGACACACAGACACAAUUGGAGCUUCUACAUCAGCUUGUCGCAGUCCCACAGGAUUGUAUGUGCCUCAUUCACCCACAUACUUCAACUGUAUCAUGCCUCAAAAUGGUAUUGGAGGAGGAAAUGUGAGUUACUAUCCGCCUGCCAGUGCAAAUUUUAGGAUGCGAAUGUCACCAUAUUUGCCUCAGCCUUAUGAAAUGAUGCCUCUCUUUCAGGGAUACCAGAUUGCAGACUAUGGCAGGUAAUUCGAGCAGACUACCUUUUUGAGAUCCUGCACUAAAUCAAAGAAAAAUCAUAGAAAAGCCUGGUCCUAUAUAUGACAUGCUUCUUGCAAAAGAUUAAAUUAAUGACAAGUUUCUUGAGUCAAACAGCUUUUGCUGCUGCUGGUGCUGAAGCAUUUGCAAUGUUUUUAGAUGUAUCUCUCUUAGUCACUGAGAAAACAAAGCUUGACAUUAUCAUUAAGAACAUUUGAGUGAGGAACCUUAAUCGUUUUAGCUAUAAUAUACAUGCAAUUAUGCUGCUAGCUUUCAAAAUUAGUGACAUAUUUAGUAAAAUUAAGUAUAAGAAUGCUUUGGACAAUCCCUCUGAAAGUUGGUGAUAAUUUUCACUUGACAAUGUGUUCUAUGUACUCUCUAAAUUAACAAUUAGAUGAUUUGACCAACAUGCGAGUUUAUUCUGAAAAGGAACUUGGGAGUCCAAAGGUCUGUUGUUGAAACCCUAACACUCUAAGAAUAAACAGAGAUAAAAAAUUAUUGUAAUACAUAAAAAUACAAGCAACAAUUUGUCAAGGAGAAGUAGAUGCUAUCAAAAUUUUGAUCAUCAGAUUUGAUGAUAAAUGACAAUUUCUGACACCAAUGAUUUUUAAAAGUAGUCAGGAGUUAAUUUGCUGCAACAUGUUCUGGAUUUUGUGCAAAGAUACCUUGACAGAUAAGAAAAAAAGUACAAAGAAAAAAACGUACAGUACUAAUUGAAUUAUGAGAGCAAUAUUGUAUAAUUACAAUGAAUUGUAGAAAUAUGUUCAGAUACAAAUAUUAUUUAUUUUUUGCUGGAUAGCCAGACUUCAGUUCAAAAUACAAUCUUUUUAGCCUUGAUACAUGGGAGAGUACUACCAAAACAACGAGACUGUUUUUCAGGAGACCUGUGUAACAGUUGCUGAUAGCAACAAAGAUGAACGUUUUUGGUCCUGUGACUAAAAAGAUGCUAGCACAAAAGGCAUAUGCAGGUAAUAACAUUCCUUUGCAUUUCUUUACCAGCACUUUUGCUGUCUGUCGUCAUUUAUCUGCUUUGGUUUAGUAAUACAACAGAUCCAGCUAAAGGUGUUCUAUAAUAAUUCGUUUCUGCUAAAAUUGUCUACACUUUUACCAUGGAUAUAAGACCUUCCUUGUUUGUCUAUGGAAAAGCUCGCCAUCGUUUGAUUCUCAGUAAAGCGAAGGAAUGCAAAGGGAUGUCAUUAAUGUCAGAAGUAGGCAUAUUGGUGUAUACUGGGACGUUAGUAGGCAGAAGACAGUUCAGCGGUAAUCAAGGCAGAUUUGUCACCAGUCUUUCUCUUCUGUCCCUUCAACAUGGCACACAGCAAACCGAUCUUGUUCUUGAUUGAAUUGUUAGAACUCGUUACAAAAAUCACCCAACAACCAAAAAGGAGACAUAACAUCCACAAAAAACACCUUUAUUGGUGACUGCCUUUAGAAUAUAUUGAAUGUUUUCUAAAAACAAACAUGCAAAAACCAGAAGGUGGAAUUGCCAUAGUAGCUGGCUCGGUGUAGAAAGUAGCUGCCGGAAUUCGCCGGCUGCUGGCUUCUAAUGAAAUCCCUGAAUGCACUCACUUGUGCUUAACUUUGAGGCAUCAUGGAUAGAUCACGUGGGCUUAAAUGAAAUGUUUCUCUCCAGCGGCAACUGUUGCAACUGUUUCACGCAUCUCCGAAAAAAGUCUACCUGUUUCAGUAGUAUAUACUCCUUAACCUGAUACACAAGAAAUCACAAUAUCAGUGGUAAACAGUGCUAGACCUUUGUGCAUCAAAUAAUGAUUCUGACAAAAAUUAAUAGUUAAUGCAUCAAGUCACUGAAAGAUGUCAGAAGAAGAAAACACUUCGAGGCUGAAAAGGCUUAUUUGGCUGUCAGUGAAAUGCUGUAAAUUAGAGCAUGAUGUACCCUGGCUGUACAUGUAUGUAAUUAGUAUCAAUUUAUGCUUGAUAGAUAAUCUCAUUGCAUUUAGUUUUUAAGAACUUUUUAUACUAGUUAAUAGUCUGAGUCAAUGAAAGAUGAAUAUGCCAUUGGCUUGUUGUACAUUGUAAUUGAGAAGUUUGAUUGACUGAAUAUUUAUGUUAAUUCCACAUUCUAUCAUGUGGAGGACUCUAACCAUUUACACCUUGACAUGAAUGUGUAAAAAUUCUCCAACAUGAGCUGAAAGUUUGUUACUGACAGAACAAGUUGGUAGAUAAUUUCAUUGUUUUAAUGUAUUUAAAUUUGAUCAUUAGUAUGUAUUUGUUAUUAUUUAGUAACCAACCAAUCAAAUUUGUAUUUUUAGGAAAAAAUCAUAGUUUAGUUUUUAGAGCUUAAAUGUAAAUGGUUGGAUCCUAAAAUUAACAUCAAUUAAGAGUGGAUAUGAUCUGUGAUGAUAAAGGAAAAAGUUGCUGGUUAAAAUGAAUCAUUCUCAUUCAAGGCUAGGUCACAUUUUUGCAAACCAAUUUUUUCAACAUUUAUUUGUCUCUAAACAUACAAUAUUUAUGGGCAUUGUGUUCAAAACUAGCCAUAUUGUUUUUAUUUACAUGACAACUAAUAAUGUAUGACAAAUAAUUGUUCUUAGCCAGGCAAUGCAAGAGACGCUGCUCUCAAAGAGUCUAACAACCAGUACUUGUCAAUCAGAGCAAAUGUUAAAAUAUAUUAAUCAAAUCCCAAGUUUGACAGUUAAGAAAAUAAAAAUAUUAUUUUAACUAAGAGAAGCCUAAGUAUGACAAUACAAAAGCCAGGAAAGACCACUUGAAAAUGACAUUUUUAACGCAUGAGGCAAAGCCAGAGCAUAAUUUAAUUAUUACCAUUCAUCAAGUUGCUCUAAUUAUAUUUUCAGAAUGUGUCAUUGGUAUGUGAGAAUAUAUGCCACUGUCACUAAAUGUAUUUCUUGAAUGUUUACAAAUUGGUGUGAUUUUGUUACCAAGAAUAUCUCAAUUAACAAUGUGGACUUGUUAGACAGUGAAAUAUACCAUUACAUGAACAAAAUUUCAGGUCCAUUUAUCUUAAUUUAUCUAUGAUAGAACAAGUAUUGUUCAUGGCAGUGCCAUGAAUCAGUGCAAGACACUAACACUAAUUAUUAGAACCUUUGUCUCUGUUUUUUUUUUUUUUAAUAUAGAAUGAAUAUUCUUGAUGGGAUAUUUUUGGUAACAAAGAGACUAAAAUACAGAUAAUUAUUUUAGCUAUAUUUUUAAACAUACUAAAAUAAGUAACCAAACUCCGGUGUAAAAUAGAAGAAAACUUGUUGAUGUUUCCCUUACAGACAGUCAUUGCAGUCGCACAUCUCUUCAUGUUCUUUUUUCUAUGUAUGAUUUUUAGCUUAAUCAAAAACAUGCAUAGGUCAGUAAACUGUUCUUAUAACCUGGAAAUGACUGCACUUUCUUGAAAAUAAAAAAGUGAACCUUGUUAGAUGACAAGAUUCUGAUUUGAAAUGAA
Stylophora pistillata is the source of this 5877-nucleotide messenger RNA. RefSeq names its product epithelial splicing regulatory protein 1. NCBI's taxonomy places the organism in Eukaryota, Metazoa, Cnidaria, Anthozoa, Scleractinia, Pocilloporidae. Gene Ontology annotation, molecular function: RNA binding. The record is from RefSeq and is a predicted model, not a curated record.